Molecule: messenger RNA, 708 nt
Organism: Heterostelium album PN500
Lineage: Eukaryota; Evosea; Eumycetozoa; Acytosteliales; Acytosteliaceae
Gene: ubcC
Product: ubiquitin-conjugating enzyme E2
Exons: 4
Coding region: 1-708 (235 amino acids)
Biological process (GO): protein polyubiquitination; ubiquitin-dependent protein catabolic process
Molecular function (GO): ubiquitin conjugating enzyme activity
Source: RefSeq, a predicted model, not a curated record
AUGGCAUCUAAAUUAUUACAAAAUCAGUUCAAAAAGAUACAAUCUGAACCUAUUGAAGGUGUUUGUUUUGAACUUGUAAAUGAAAAUCUAUUUGAAUGGAAAGCUUAUGUCGAAGGACCACCUGAAACUGAUUAUGAGGGAGGUAUAUUUCAAAUUUCCAUGAAAUUUCCAAACGAUUACCCAAUGAGUCCACCUACCUUAGUAUUUCUAUCAGAGUUUUGGCAUCCAAAUGUUUAUACUGAUGGAAAAGUUUGUAUAUCAAUUUUACACCCUCCCGGUGAGGAUGAAACAAGUGGAGAGUUACCAGAGGAAAGAUGGUUACCAACUCAAACUGUUACCACAAUUAUACUCAGUGUAAUAUCAUUACUAAGUGCACCGAAUACAUCGUCACCCGCCAAUGUAGAUGCAUCGGUAGAGUGGAGGAACGAACGCGAAGCCUACAAAAAGCGUAUCAAAGCGCUCAUUGCAAAGGCCAACCAGAAAGUACCGUCACACAUUAAAAUACCACAUCCAGACUCUGAUCCAAUGGAGCGUGCCAAACAGGUCGAGAAGAUGAAACUACUCAACAAACCGAUGGACUUUUUCGAUGACUAUGACGAUGCUGGCUAUGAUGACGACGAAGAUGAUGGUGAUUAUGAUUACGAAGAGGACGAAGUCGAUUAUAACUCUGAUAAUGAUGAUGAAGGAAUCGAUAAUGAUGAUGAUUAA